CAUAAAAACUUUGAUGUGUAUAUGAUAAUAAUGUAUGUAAUCACGAUAAUGACAUACAUGUUUUACUUUGUCAUCUACAGUCAUUCAUAUAAACCUUGUCUUUUCCAACCCAGGAUGUCUGGCAACCUGUCCCUCCUGAGGCCUCCCUUAGUGGGUGCCACCGGGUCAAUGCAACCCGCCCUCUCAAACAUGUCCCAGUUUCCACCUCUGGUUGACUGGGAGGCGCCCACCUUCACCCGAGCUGCCCAAUUCCGUGUCGGCGCCACCUUAAUCCUCUUCCUAUUUGCUGCCUGCAGCAACCUUGCGUUAUUGGUCAGUGUGUGCCGGGGGCGUGGCCGGCGCCUGGCUUCUCACUUGCGACCACUCAUCAUGAGCCUGGCCACCGCCGACCUGAUGAUGACCUUUGUGGUGAUGCCACUGGACGCCAUUUGGAACAUCACGGUGCAGUGGUAUGGCGGAGACGCCAUGUGUAAGAUGCUGUGCUUCCUCAAGCUGUUUGCCAUGCACUCGUCAGCCUUCAUCCUGGUGGUGGUCAGUUUGGACAGGCACCACUCCAUCCUGCACCCGCUGGACUCACUCAACUCCCACCACCGGAACAAGAGGAUGCUGGGUCUGGCCUGGGGCCUCAGCGUGCUUCUGGCCUUACCACAGCUGUUCAUCUUCCGGGCCAUCAAGGCAGAGGGCGUAGAUUUCACCCAGUGUGUGACCCAUGGCAGCUUCAAAGAGCGAUGGCAGGAGACGGUCUACAACAUGUUCUACUUCGUCACUCUCUACGUGUUCCCCCUGCUGGUCAUGAGCUUCUGCUACACACACAUCCUUAUUGAGAUCAAUCAGCAACUCCACAGGAACAAAGCUGGCGAGUCCUGCCUGAGGCGCAGUGGCACAGACAUGAUCCCCAAAGCACGAAUGAAGACUCUAAAGAUGACCAUCAUCAUUGUGAUGUCCUUCGUGGUCUGCUGGACGCCCUACUACCUCCUGGGUAUCUGGUACUGGUUCCAGCCGGAGAUGCUGCAGGUCACGCCUGAAUACAUCCACCACGCCCUGUUUGUCUUCGGCAACCUGAACACAUGUUUUGACCCGGUCAUCUAUGGCUUCUACACGCCCUCGUUCCGGGCCGACCUGGCCAUGUGCUGGUGCUAUAGAAGAAGGGACAUUAAUAUGUCGCCCAGGUCUCUGGACCGCCUGUCCGCCCACCAGGGCCCCCACAGUGGAGAGCAGGACUCUGACGCCCCCGGUGUGGAACAGACCAAAGAGACUGGAGGUGACGGUAGAUGACUGGCGCUGACAGUAAGUACAUCUGUAAGGUUGGAGGGCUGAGGGAGAGCAGACCUGGAAAUGAGCGCUACUAGGGAGUAUGUAGACCGAUCUACUUAUUCUGUGAGGUGAAGACAGUGACAGGCUAAACAGCACCGCCAAAAUGUCUCCCCUCUGAUUGUACGCCCAUCUUUGACAUUUUGAGGACAUUGAUGAUCUCGAUAGCCACACAUCACUAUACAGAACUGUCAAAUUACAAACACAUUUACAAAUGCAUUUGAUGGUACAAUAAAAUGGUUGGUCGUUUCACUCGGAAGACAAACA
Oncorhynchus mykiss (rainbow trout) is the source of this 1578-nucleotide messenger RNA. RefSeq names its product gonadotropin-releasing hormone receptor (gene gnrh-r). The record is from RefSeq and is marked provisional. Gene Ontology annotation, biological process: G protein-coupled receptor signaling pathway; cellular response to hormone stimulus. Lineage: Eukaryota; Metazoa; Chordata; Actinopteri; Salmoniformes; Salmonidae. Gene Ontology annotation, cellular component: plasma membrane. Gene Ontology annotation, molecular function: protein-hormone receptor activity; G protein-coupled receptor activity; peptide binding.